UCAAAAAUACGAAAUGAAUCCAUUUCGAUACACAUUAAAAAAUUGCAUUUAAAAUUAACAGAAAUAGGAUUUUAAGUUAAAAAAAUGCGUUUAAUAUUAUUUAUAGUGUUUAUGUCGGUAUGCACCACAUACGCUUGGGAUGAUGACGAUUUCGAAGUAUUUGACGUAGUUGAAGAAGUAAAUCAAAAUUUUUACGAGUUAAUGGGUGUUACACAGGAUGCAUUACCAUCAGAAAUAAAGAGUGCAUUCAAGAAACUCACUUUGAAAUUACAUCCAGAUAAAAAUAGUGCCCCCGAUGCAGACAUACAGUUUAGAAAUUUGGUGUCUGUACAUAACAUAUUGAAGGACCCCGGGAAAAGAGAGAAGUACAAUGAUGUACUCAAGAAUGGUUUACCUAACUGGCGGUCUGCAGUGUACUACUACAGGCAUGUCAGGAAGAUGGGCCUGGCUGAGGGAUCCAUCAUACUGUUCAUUAUCAUCACAUUCGGACAGUAUGCAGUUGGUUGGGCCGCUUAUAUCGAGAAAAGAUUCACUGCUGAACAAAUUCUCAAUAGUAGAGGAAAGAAACACUCGAAAAAAUCGGGCUUUGACACAGGACUAGCAGAGAUAUUAGAGCAACUUCCUAAACCUAGCAUUAAAGACACACUGCCCUUCCAAAUACCAAGGUUCAUUUGGUGGUCCAUAACGGCCAUUCCACGUGGCAUAGUAGAAUUAAAGAGACGAAGAAAAGAGAUGGCGGAGGAGGCCAGACGGCAGAAGAAAAGAGAAGAGGAAGAGCAGCUACGUGCUGACCGCGAAGCUGCGGCCGCGGCGGAGGCCCGCGCGGCGCGGGCGGCGGGCGGCGGGGCCCGGCGGCGGCGGUGGGCGCCCCCCGAGGCUCCGUCGGGCCCCGCGGGCCCCGCGGGCCCCGCCUGCCCGCUCGACGCCGCCGACGAGCCCGGGGGCCCGGUCGCAGUCCCCGUGCGACAGUCAGCGCCAGUGAUCACCGGCGGGUUGUGGACGGAUGAUGACUUGGCGGAAUUGGUGCGACUGGUGAAGAAACACCCCGGCGGCUCCGCGGAGCGUUGGGAGAGGAUCGCGGAAGCCAUGUGCCGCAGCGUGCCGGAAGUGACGCACAUGGCUGCCAAGCUCAAGGACAACUGCUACAAGAUACCCGGUCAAGAGAACACGGAGACGACUGUCGUGGAACCGGUUAAAAAGGUAAAAACUCGUAAAACGGAGGAGACGAGCGGCGGCAACUGGUCGCAGAGUCAACAGAAAGCGCUAGAGACGGCACUCGCCAAACAUCCCAAGGGUGGUGCCGGCGAUAGGUGGCAGAAGAUAGCCAAUUCAGUGCCAGGCAAGACAAAAGAGGAAUGUAUGCAAAGGUGUAAAUAUUUAUCAGAAAUGGUGAAAAAACAGAAGCAGAAAGAAGAAGAGGAACAGAAGGACGAUGUGGAAGUCUUAAAUGGCACGGAUAAGAUUGAAAACGUUGAUGAACCCUUGUUAUAAGUUGGUAAUGAAUUUAAUAUAUAUAGUCGAUGCAAAUUGAUUCCAGAGUCGUAAAGUCUUAAUACUUUUAAGAUGGGAAUCAAAGACCUCGAUAAGUGAAUUUUGCUAUUAAAAGUGAAAUAUUUAGGCGUAUUACUGACUUAAACAAAUACUGGAGUCCAUUGUAAAUGAUUCCAAUACUUAUUAUAAGACUUUUUUAAAGGAAUUUGACAAGGAGUGAUCUGUUGUGACGAGCGGUGUUUAUUGGAGUGGUGUUAUUAUUUAUUUUAUAGUUGACAUUUUACGUACCUUCCAUCUGUAAUAUAUUGUUUUAUUAUAUAAUUAUUUACAUUUACUUCUAGUUCAAGGAAAG
Achroia grisella is the source of this 1843-nucleotide messenger RNA. RefSeq lists its product as uncharacterized. Gene Ontology annotation, cellular component: endomembrane system. Bases 85 to 1491 code for a protein of 468 amino acids. Lineage: Eukaryota; Metazoa; Arthropoda; Insecta; Lepidoptera; Pyralidae. The transcript has 8 exons. The record is from RefSeq and is a predicted model, not a curated record.